AUGAAAAAGUCUAUGAAAAACAUUAAAUUGAAAUUAAGGAAUAAAAAGAAAAAAGGAAACUUUGUCUCGUUUUAUGAUAGAAUUAAAGAAAUUAACGAAAAAGAAAAACUAAAUUUAUGUAGUAUAUUAAGUGGAGAAAACUAUGAUGACAACUUCGUGUCGCACAAAAUAAGCCCCGAAUCCAAGGACUCUGAAUAUCUAAAAAGGACCAAUUUUUACUCAGCUCUUCAGGAGUAUCCCCAAAAUUGCCACAACAGUGACUUCAGAAAAUGCUGCAGAGAACUGCAACCAUAUGCAAAAAAUUUAAUGCUAAUUUUGCUGAAUAAAGAUAGAAUUUUUGGGAUAAUUUUAAAAUAUAUACAUAGUAGUAAAAUCCAGAAUGACGAAGCUUAUUUUUAUAAACUACUGGUUAUAUUGAUAAAGGACUUAAAAGAUGAAAGUAAAAAAUAUGUAGAACAUAUAUUAAAAAUAUUAUAUGACAAAAUUAAUUUUAAUAAUUUAGAUUUAUUGGAAGAAAUAUUUAACACAUAUGCAAACAUAUUUCGAAUAAUGAAUAGAAGAAUUAUUAAUAACGUGGAUAAGUAUAUAAAAAUAUCUUUACCAUUAUUACAUCACAGGAACAAUAUAGUAAAAAUUUUUAUUGCUGAUAGUUUUUCUUAUUUAUUGAGAAAAUUAUCUUUACACAAUUUAAUAGUAUGUUUUCAAAAGUUGUUUUCGUUUUUCAAUUAUGUAAAAAUGAACAAAUUAGGAUAUUAUUGUGAAACAAUUAGUCUACUAAUGCUCGAAGCUUUAAAAGUUGACAAAAACAAAUUAUCAAAAAAGACAUUACCUUUUUUGAAAUUUAUAAUUUACUCUGUGUUUUUAAAAGAAACUUAUUAUUGCAAAGAAAGUGAAAAUUAUUAUGAUCCAAUUGAAUACACAAACCGUAUUAAAUUUUUAGAGAAAGCUAUAGCAUCAUUUUUUAGAGAUUUAUAUAAUUUUACAAAAAAUGGAACGUUCGAAUUUGUGGAAAUAUUUUUAACUUUUAUUUUGAAAAAUUAUUCCCUCUUGUAUAUCAAGUACUACACCGAUCUGUUAGUUGUAUCAGACCAAAUUACAAAUAUCUUACAUUUGUUAACUGGUCAAAAGGAUCCAAAAGUACUCAAUUCGAAUUUUCCAGUUUCAGCCAUUCCAGAGGGGAAUAAUAAUACCAACCAAGAAAUAGGUAUAGAGAAUAAUUGUCAAUUUUGGAAUGACAAUGGAGCAGAAACUUCUCCCAAUUUUUACAUAAAAAAUGACAAACAUGAUGGAAGUAUCAUAUUAGGGAAGUGCAACAAUAUAGUAAAUGAUGAUGAAUCACCGUUUUGUGAUGCUAACAAGAAAAUAUUUUUUAUGAAAGAAAUUUUUCAUAAGUCCACAAAUUUUUUUUUAAAAAAAAUAUUAAAUAUUUGGAUAGAAAAAAAUAAUGAAAAGAAAAAUAUCAUAAUGGAAACUACUCUGGGUGAACUCAGUAAAUAUGCACAACGUAUGAAUAAUUUAAAAUUAAAUUAUAUUACAUAUUUUUAUAUAUGGAAUAUUUACGAUAAUAUGUUCUUUUUACUGAAUCAUGAUGUAGUUUCUAAUGAAGGGUUAAAAAAUAUGUACAUUUCACUUGUCAACACAUUUAUGAACAUUAUGACCGAACAACAAGAAGAACAGGAUAGGUAUAAUAAAACUAUUCAUAACAAUUUUUGUAAUUCUCUAUUUUGUUGUUUCAUUCUAAAAUUGGAUGAAGUGAUAAGCAGAAAAAAUCAAGGCGGCUAUGAUAUUCACAUGAACAAUUUUUUGAGACAUAUAUUUGUCAGCAUAACGAAGGAUGUCCAAAAUACAGAUAUAUUUCUACUUGAGCAAAUGUGCCAUAUGUUUGACGAACGGCAGGGGUUAGAUACAUCAAAGGAAUUGACAACGAAUGAAAAUACAUGGAACGAAAUUGGUUCUAAUAAAUUCUCCCACAAUUUUAAUGACAAAUGGUCCCAAAAUUUCACCAAUUUGUGCUUGGGAAAAAUGUUGGUUCUAUAUGAUAUUUUAAAAAUAGUAACAAAAAGAGGAAGAAAUAGUUUAAUCCAGAUAUCUCAUAAAAGGACAAGUUGCACUGAGGUGGAGAGUGAGGACAACUACAAGAAGAAACGGAAAAGCACCAAUGCAUGCAUAGAUGAACCAACGAAAAACUACAGUUCCAGUUGUGAGCCAAUUUAUAUCAUCAAUGAGAAUAAUACAGCAUGUAACAGCAGUAGCCAAUGUGAUUCUGCAACACAAAUAAAAACUGAGCUUCAGAAUUUAUUCUUCUUCAUCUUUGAAAAAGUAAAAAUGAUACUUAUAAUUAUAAAAGGAAUAAAUAAUUAUUUGAAUAUAGAAAAUUCCUUAAGCGUUACAAAUUUGGAAGAAGAUGUUUCAUCAAACGAACAAGAGAAGUACCUUCAAUUAGUAAUACAAUUUUUAUUUGCAUAUGUUAGUCUAUUAACAGAGAUAAGCACAGUCAAUAAUAGUAUAUUACUGAGAUGUAUACAAUGUAGUAGCUAUAAAAAUGAGGAAGAUAAUUACUUUGACACAUUUAGAAAUAUAUGUGAUAAUGUAGAGAAAUUGAAAUGUAGUAAUUUCGUACAAAAGAAAUUUAAUAAAGAAAACCUUUUUAAUAUGAAAUUUUAUAUGAAUAGCAUUAUACUGGAUGCAAAUAUUAUAAUGACCACUUUAUCAAAAUGCAUACAAAAUGACAGAACAAUAGUUGAAAAUGUGCUUUCAAGUAAUAACACGUUUUUAUACAACUGUUUAAGCAAGUGGAAUAGGCACGAUAUGUAUUGUGGCAACUAUUUUAAUAAAAUAAAAAACAUACUUAUGAAUUUACACGAAAUGAAAUAUUUCGAAAGUAAAAUGGAUGAUAUAUAUUCAUAUUUGAAAGUUCUGAAAAAACUGUUCUUUUUCUGCGAUAUAGGAAAUAGGAAAGAGUUUCUACAAAUAAUCAAAUUCUUAAUAGGUAUAUUUAUUGAACUAAAAAAUAUGAAUAAAAGUUAUACUACAAAAGAACAUGUUAAUGUAUCGGAAAGAAUUAACUUUACAUGCUAUGAUAAGCUUCUCCCACUUUUUGAUUGCAUGAUAUAUUUAGAAAAUCAAAAAUAUAUAGCAACACACGAAAAAAUAUAUGAAUCCAAAAUUGUGGACAUAGUAAAUUAUUUAACAUUUUUCAAAAAUUUUAACAUUUUAAAAGAAUAUGUGUUGAAAGUGUCUAUCAAAAUAUGUAUUGUCGAAUUAUUUAUGUUAUUAAAUGUCAAUUUGGUAAGCAUUCAUAAGUCCGUUAUUGUUCACAUGAAAAGUUUUAUGCGUUCAUACAGUAUCGAAAAAAAAGUGGACGAUGAAAAAAGUUAUUACUACCAAUUGGAUUACUACUUUUACAUACUAAAUGGCAUAUUCAAAAUGAGUAAGAAAAAGCUGUACGACUUGGAGGGAACCCUGGGGAGGAAAAAAGCGCAAGCUGGUGAAUCCGUGAGUUAUAGCCAUGAGGAAGUCUCAAGUUUUGCUGAGGGGAAAGAAGCGGACGAAGAGGAAGUGAGCCAGGAAGAAGUGAACGAAGAAAAUGAGGACGAGAAAAAAGUAGACGAAGAAAAUGUGGACGAGAAAAAAGUGGACGAGGCGAAAAAGCAGAAGGAACAGAAUGCCAUGGACACGUUUACCCACCAUGUCGAUUUAAGGAACUUCAUUUUGCAUAGCAUAGAUGAAUGUGAAAAAGAAAUGCGCCAGUAUCUAUAUGUCAAAAAGACCAUGGACACAUCCCCUUGGUCAGGAGUAGAAAAUGUGAAUACAGAAAAUGCCUUCAAAAUUGUGUUAAUGUCUCUUGAUAUGUUGAUAGUUCCUCAAGCAAAUAGUAUUAACAGAUCGUACAAAAUAAGAAUUUUAGACAUGUACAUUUGGAUAAUGGAAUAUAUUAACAAUAGUCUUAUCUACUAUGUACACGAGUUAAAAUAUUAUAGCAUGAUGAAUGUUCUAUUCGACAUCACUAGUAAUUUGAAUGAUUUGUUUCAAGGGUACAGAGAUGACACUACAAAUUCAAUAUCAUCUGCAUUUAUUAUGAACUCUGCUAAAUCCCAAAUCAAUGAAAUUAAGUUGUGCAUAAAAACUUUUGUUACCAAAUUUAUGCACAAUAUGAACAUUUUGAAGAUUCCAAAUAUUUUAAAGUUUGUACAUAUUCUUUGCUCAUGCAACAAAAAAUUAAACAAUUACAAAAAUGAUAUUGAAGAAAUAUUGUUAGAAAAGAAUGUUAAUAUCACAAAAUUAUUGUUAAAUAUAAAAGAAGAAGAUAGCAACAUUAUUACCCCCAUCUUGAUAAAAAUUAUUUUUUGCAUAUUAAGAAAUAAAAUGAAAAAAGGAAAUUACAAAUUAAAGAAAAAUAUAAUUUUUUAUUUGUCGAGCAUUUCUUGUGAAAACUAUUGUCACAUACUUAUAUCAGUUAUUUAUCCAUUUGUAAAUGUAUACAAAAGCAAAAUUGACUACAACAAUUUGCUUAGGCAUGGAGACAAAGAAAAGGUGUUAGUAAACUUUCUUCGUACAUGCCAAGGGAAAUUUUCGAACCAUUGGAAUUAUGAAUUUGAUGUGAUAAAUAUGAACCUGAAAAAUUCUAAUAUUAAAAGCAUGAAUAAAUUAACCUUUCCCUACGAUGACAUAUUUAAUUAUUCUAGUUGGCACUUCAACGAUUAUAUAAUUGAAAUAAAGAAAGACGCACUUUUUAAAAAUUUUCAUUUCAGUAAAAAUCUUAAUCUAUUUAUUGAAAUGUUAAAAAUUAUGAAGUACAAAUUGAACAACUACUUCGAGUUUUUUUUUCACGUAUUUGUCACUAUAUCAUAUUACAUCAAUGGGUACUACUAUAUAAAAAAGAAGGUCAAAUCAAGGAGUAUAUAUUUAACAGUUAAAAAAAUGAAUUUCAGAAAAUACAAAUUCUCCACCUGUUCUGCUAGUCAUGAUUUAUGCUCAAAUGAGGAGAAAAUACAGAACGUCGAAGCGCAUCACAUAAUUAGAACUUCAGGAAAAAACAGAGAAGGAGAAAACGAGAGCUAUAUCGAUGGAGAGGACUAUUAUCAGUACCACCAUAUUCAUCCCUCCAAGGAUGAAGAAUGUACAAACACAGUUGAAGAAAACAUUGAACUUAAAAUAAAAAACUCCUAUUUGAAGAAUGUUAAUAAGAAAUGUAUUGAGCAUAUUCAGUUCAUUAUGCAGAACUAUGAAAUUAUGGAAGACAAUUUGAUGAAGGCUAAAGAUUUCUUUACCUUUUUAUUCUACAAAAAUGUAAAAAUAAUGGGGAAACAAAAUGGAUUUCUUAACAUUUUAUUUAAUAUUUGGAGCAAAAACGAAUCAUAUCAUGAUUUUUACAAUAGUAUAAUACCCAAUUCUAUAUUGGUUCUAAUUAAAUCCAUAAAUAACAAAACAGUUAUUGAUCGAUUAAAUUAUAACGAAUGGAAUAAUAUCACUGAAAAGAUAUUCAGUAUUAUUCUACGCUUAUGUGGUUAUAACGAUAUUGCUUUAAACGAUUUUGAAUUACACAAGGAUGGUAGUGCAAUCAAAAAAGAACAAAAUAAGAAAAGCAGGAAACAUAGGGUAUCGCAAAAUCAAUUAAUAAUGAAAAAGUGUUCUGAUAUGUGUAUGUCGAAAAGUAUGAAGAUAUUAGAGCCAUUCAUUUUAGAUAUUAUAAUAUGCAUUAAAAGGACUAUUUUAAGAAGAUACACAAUUUUGUUAGCGCAAAAAAAGAAUGGAAUUACAUUUGGUAGAAGAAGUAAAAUAGAUGAAUUAAAAAUUCUUAACAAUAAAGAAUUGCACAUAUUAAUUGAAUUAUCAUCUAUGAAUAAAAACCAGUUAUACAACAUGCAUGUUAUGAAUAUAAUUAUGACAUUUGUGCUAAUCAACGCAAAGUCUUUACAUAGUACAAAUCCUGAACAUAUUCAAAAAAUAAAACUAAUAUUAAUAGCCUUAAAGAGAUUAAUUAUUAAUAUUUCAAAAGGGGAAAAUGAACUAACGAAUUGGAGGCAAAAAAAUAAAAAGUGGAAUUUGUCUUGCUACAAAGAAAAAGACCAUGCUUUACACAGCCAUGCACAUCUACCUCAAAUGAACAACGAAAAAAAAGAUAAAAAAAGAAUAAAAAAAGGCAUAUGCUUAUCUAAGUCACACUCUAUCAAACACUUACACAAAAUGUACAUAUGUUACAAAUUAAAAACAAUGGUGUACGAAAUUGUGCAAAGAUGUUAUGAUAUAACAUGUAGGAACAUCGCAGGAGAACUUUUAAUUAUGGUUGGAUGUAUCUUUCUAAAAAUUAGAAAUAUAAACAAAUAUUUACAAAAAUUUAAAAAAAAUAUGGAGCUAUUUUUAAGAGAAAAUAAUGACCUAAAUUAUAACUCGAAAGGAGUUUUAAAGCACAUUAUGAAAAUUCCAUUAAGAAAUGAUGAAAUAAAAAAGAGCAACUAUUAUUAUACGUUUCUUCAGAUCACACAAAUUUUUUGUGCUAUGAAUAUUUCUAUUGAGAGAAUUUCACAACAUGAGUAUGAUGCGGAUGCACAAUUUCUAAUUUUGCUGGAUUUAAGCAAUGUUAAAAUGUCGAAAGUUAUAAAUAAUUAUGCGCAGAAGAGGGGUGUUAAGAAGGACAAUUACAAAACGACUAGUGUGUGCAACCAACCGGGUUCAUUUCCCUCAGGGAAUGAACAUACAAACCAGGUAAUAAAGAACAAAAAUGGAGAGAUCAAGAUGAAGAAGAUGAAGCGCCAAGAACUUACAUUCAGCCACCUAUUUUUAAAUAGCCAUAUUAUAUUUUACGAAGUUAUAGUAAGACACUGCGCAUUUUUAAUUUUCAACGAAAAGACAAAUGAAAUGGUAAGGGAUAAAUCUAUUCAGUUCAUUCUGUUCUUUAUAAAAUUGUUGAAGUGUUUAUUACAAGCAUAUGAAAAAGAUGAAACAAAUGAUAGAAAUGUUAGGAAUGAUAAAAAUGACAAAAAUGAUAGAAAUGAAAAAUAUUCAGACAAUUCCAACCUUGUGAGAGAUAUUAGAAUUUGCACACACUUUGUUGUAAAUAUUAUAAUACCCAAAGCGCUGAAUGCACUAAAGAAGAAUGCAAACGAUUUUACAAGAAUUUCUCUCCAAAUUAUUCUUACUGCCUCGAAGCAUGUCUGCCCCCAUAUGAAGAUACUGAGGAAGUUAAACAUUGGUUCCUUUUUAAGAGAUGUUAAAAAUUCCCUAAUAAGAAAUUAUGUAUUAAAUGAAAAUGAUAAUUCUUUAUUAUGUUUUAACGCAGUAAAGACAAAACAUCAUGAGGAAAGUUACAACAGAGAAAAUGGCAACAACUAUGGAGAAGAUGAAACGAGCAGUAAAAUUUUAGAAAAGUUGUUGUUUCACGAUUUAUAUUACAACGUAAUUGAAAAUUUUCAUAAGAAUAAUUCUCAGGAUAAAGGGAUAAAAAAAAGAGAGAAGUAUAAAGAAUGUUCAAUAAUUCAAAAUAUAAUAGAUAUAAAAUCAGAAAACAAUUCGAAAAGUGUAGAAAAAUUAGUUAUGAUUACCCCAUAUUUAUGCUUCUACACCAUUUCUAAGAUUAUUAUACCACUAUCGUUAAAUUAUAUUUUACAAACAAAUUCUAAGAAAGAAACAUACAACAAAAUUCUCAGCUCAAAUAGUAUAAAAUUACUUGGGGCAUGCACCGAAAGGGUAGGAAUAAAAAUAGUUUAUAACUUAUUAGAAUUAUUGCUCUCAGAGCUGAAAAAAAAUUCCUUUAAUAAAUUAUACAUUGAAAAGGCAAUAAGCCAUAUCGUGAGAACGUACGAUUUUAGAGAAUUUCAGGAUUACCAUGUGGAGCAUAACUGUGACCCCAGAAGCGAAGGAAAAAGAAGGAAACGUGGGGAAAUAGCCCAUCCAAUCAGAAAAUUUUCGAAAGAACUUCAAAACUAUGGUAAGGAUGAUAGCGUUGUAUACGUGACUGAAAAGAAUCAAUUUGAAUCUAACACUAUGGAGGCCAAACUGGAGGAAGCCAAACUGGAGGAGGCCAAAUUGGAGGAAGCCAAACUGGAGGAGGCCAAAUUGGAGGAAGCCAAACUGGAGGAGGCCAAAUUGGAGGUAGCCAAACAGGUGGAGGCCAAAUGCAUGGGAGAAACCAACACACAGAACCCGUUUUGCCACAAGUUCAUCAAACGUAUACUUCCGCAGCUAAAAUUUUUAAUGUUUGACAAAUCGGCGAUGAAUAAUAAGAAAAAACAAAAGAGCUACAUAAACGAUUUGGUUGUGGACUAUAAAAACAAAGAAGCAAUAGCCAAAUCAGACCUUAUCAUAUCUUUUUUAGUAAUUUUAAACAAAAUGAAUUACAAUUUUGAGAAAGAGUUGCACAGAAUAAUAUACAAGUUAUGCUUUUGUUUAUCAUCCAAAAUUAACAAUGUAAGAAGCGAAUCGAAAAAAACAUUAUGCUAUAUUUCCAUGUAUCUAGGAUUGAAUUACUUCGAUUUGAUCAUUAAGCAAAUGUCGGAUUAUCUAACGAAGGGAUAUCAUGUACCAAUAUUUUUAUGCACGGUUAACUCCAUCCUAGAAUCGGUGUUAAACGAAAAGGAAAAAUUUUUAGACAAAAAUUACUUAAAAAUUGGCUUUAACACAUUAAACGAAGGAAAUUUAAGAAAAUCCAAGAAAAUUUACCCCGGAUUCUAUAACAGAAGUAGUGGCACUUCACACAUCGGUGGUAGAAAUAAUAACAGGGAGGGUAAGUCUCACUCGAGCAACCCACUAGAUUAUAGUAGUGCCCUACACGAUACACUUUGUAGCAACAUUUUUAACAUGGUUAAAUUAGAAAUAAUAAACGAAAUUGAUAAAAAUACAGAAGAUGUUAAUAAGAAACAUAUAAAAAGAAAAACAAAAGAAAGCAAAAAAACAUAUGGAAAAAAUAUUAUCAAACUGUUAACAAAUAUAGUACCAGAAAAAUGUAUAGAAGAUAAUGUUUUGACAUUUUUAGAAAGUUUAUUUAGUGGUGAAUCAUUCGAAAAUUAUGAAGUUGAUAAAAAUUUUAUAUUUAAGAAAAAAUAUUUUUUUAUCAUUUCUUCAUAUUUUAAUUAUUUUGUAAAAGGAAUAGAAGAGAAUAAAAGUUUGUCUCCAAAAUUUAUCUUAAAUAUUACGUAUAAACUAUUCACAAAAUCAAUUUAUUUUUUCAGAGGAGAUAAUUAUAAAAAUUUACUAGCUGUUAUGCAAAAUUGUAAAAUUCUGUUUUUUAAAUAUAACAUGUCUAACGAAGCAAUACAUAGCUUUGCUAGUUUCAAAAAAAGUAUUCAAUUUUAUGUAUCUUUAAAAACAACGGAGGAAAAGUGCUUAGGAUUUAAUUACCAAAAUAAAUGUAUUCAAUAUCCUAUCAAAGGAAAUAAUAAUAUGAACAUUAUACAAGGAUCAUUUCAGGAGAAAAACAUAUAUGAUGCUAUAGGAGAGACAAAAAAAUUUGAUUUUCAAGUACAUGCGCAGGUUCUAGCGAAGGUUUCACUGAAAUUGUUAUUCCACAUGAUUAAGCGGGCGUCUAGUUUGUUUAAUGAGGGGGGAAACCUAACCACCUGUUUAAGAACUUCAAAUGGAACUUCUAAUCGAAUAUUAAGAAUUAGUGAAGAAAGAGAUUCAAUGGAUAAUGUGAACGGCGAUUUUCGUAAUGACUGUGAUAUCGAUAGAAUGAAAAUUAACAAUAAUCUAAAUGGAGUAAUAAAUGAAGUGCCAAAUUACCCUUCUAUUUAUACUACAAUUAAUGAUAUAUCGACUAAAGAAAAUACUAACAUUCAGAAGGAGCAAAAAAGUGCAAACCACAAUGACAAAUUAAAUAUUGUAGAACAUAUUAAACCUAUUCACGAAAAAAUAAAUUCCAAAAUAGUAAGUUGUGAUUAUUACCCCUUUACGAACUUCCCCGAAUUUAUUCGUCUAAUUGAACCCCUGCUUGUCUACUGCUUCUGCUAUGGUAAGGAAGAUGUAUUUGUGUUAUCAUCCAAGUGCAUUAAAAUUAUUAAGAAAAAAAAAUUAUGCGAUUUCAGAAAAUUUGGAAAAUUAAUAAUUUUAUCAUCCGUUGACAUAUUGAAAAAUAUACCCAACUAUUACAGUAAAGAAUUUGACAAACUGAUAUUGUCCUGCAUUGAUGCAUUGACAUACUUAAUAAGAGGUAAUAAUAAAAAUGAUAUUAUUUCUUGGCUAAAUUCUGAUUUAUCCAAUCGUGCUAAUCCUAAUGAAAAUGUCGAUAAUUGCCCAAAUCAGAGCCCUAUUUCGAAGAACAAGAAAAGAAUAGAAGAUACUUCAAAGGGAAAAAGUUGUCAUUCACAGAAAGAUAAUGCACAUAGUCUUAAACGACAGAAAAAACUGAAUUAUUUACUUGACGAAAAUGUUCUUUCUACAUAUUACAAUAAUAAUGAGGAGAACGAAGAUGGAUGUGAUUCAUAUGAAGAAUCGACAAAUUCAUUAAGAUAUUGCUUAAUUAAUCAGAUAUCUCUUCUACUGGAAAGUAAAAAUCAUGUAUGGGAGUUGUUAAUAUUGUUCAAAAAUUGUAUGCUACGAGAAGAUAUAAACAAUAUCAUCAAAAAGGGUUAUAUUAUAUUAAAAAUGAAUAGCUGCGUUGACCAGAUAUUUACAAUAAUGAUUGAAGAAUCUCACAAUUUGAAAUUAUCAUUUCUGUGUGGUCAGAUUUAUAUCGAUUUUUUAAUGCGUUUUCCUAUAUCAAAAACAGAAAAAAAAAAAAAGUUUUUUCAAAUAUUAAACAAUUUAAAUGAUGAAAAUGAUGAUUCGAGGAUUGCAAUAUUGAAUGCUUUGUAUGUAUUUCUUAACAGAGCUAACGCAAAGUUAUUAAAAGAAGAAUUUUAUUACAUUACGUUUGCUAGCAUUUUAGCUCAUUUUUCUAAUGAAACAAAUUACAAAUGUAAGAAAAUGUAUAUAUUCCUAACCACUUUGCUUUUCCAACAAGUAAAUGAUUUGAUAUAUGUUUUUAAUUCGUAUAAAAUUUUAAAGCACAAUUUGUUAUUUUGUAAAAAGGCCUCUUUUACCUACACAUACCUGUAUAUAUUGCCCAUCUUUGCGUCCAUUUUUUUUGAACGAAUUCCAUUGUACGGGAAAAUGAUUUUAAGUGACGACAAACUAGCGCAGGAUGAGCUAAGGCUAGUAUCGAAGGAGUAUCAAAAAAGUAGGCGCGAGAAGAUAAUGUUCUUAAAAUUGCAGGAAAGGGAUACUAGUAGAGAAAAUUACGAAACCUUCGAAAAAGGUCAAAAUAGUCAAGGUGAAUUGAAUGAAAGAAAUGUAUAUAACAUCAACGAAACAAAUUCGUCAAACCAGGUCGAUACUAUUAGAAAUUAUUUCAUAAGCGAAUUAUUGAAAAGUACCAAAGGAAACAUGAAUAAGUAUAACCAAAAUGGCAACAACGAGUUACUUACCUCUCCACAUGAUAUCAACAUCAUUUUUAUGAAAAAUCAGUUAGAAGACCUGUUCUUAUCAUUCAUCUAUCAUUUAAUUGAUACAAGAUGCUCUGAUAUAAAGGAAUUUAUGAAGGAAGACAAAUUAUCCUUUCAUAUUAUUACUUCAGUACAAAAUAUUACCUAUUUUUGUGGUAAAUAUGAUAUAUGUGGAUAUAUGGGCAAAGAUUUAGUACACCUAUUUUACAAAUCACUGGAGCAAAUAUUUUCCUAUAUGGAUAUAGACAUUAUAGAAAAUUUAGUGCAUGAAAAAUAUGCUCAUGAAAUGUACAAGUUAUACUUUUUAAAGAAGGGUCAUUUGAAAUAUGUCAAUGGAAGUGACACAAAUGUUGAGAAUAAACAGGAUCAUUACACUGUAAUUAAUGGAGAGACAAUUCAUGAAAAAUUAAUUUUAUACUUUUUAUACUUCUGGAAUUUGAUAAUACAAAACGGAUUAUUUAAUAAAAAUCCAUAUGUGCAAAUAAUAUCGUUAAAAAUAUCUCUGAAUUAUAUAGAUAAGAAAAUGGCAUAUCCAUUUUUUCCAUUGCUAUUAGUCAAGUUAUUUUCUACCAAUAAAUUUGUGAUAAACCUGAUUUUAAAAAAAGUCUUAUCUCUACUUUUAAAUUCGUAUUUUCUCGAACAUUUCUAUAUAUAUCAUAAGGAUAUCAGUUUUCUGCUUGCAAAAAUUUGCAUAUUAUUGGUGAAAUUUCCAUGGAUUACAAACGGGCUUGAUGACAAAAAUGACGUUAAAGAAGCAAGUUACGAAAAUUACUACUCAGCAAGUGAUGAGAAAACAAAUUAUCCCAUUAUUUCACAUAAUAAUAAAGAUACAGAUCACUUACCCAUGAGCUUUAUACCAAACAGUACUACACCUGGUGACCCAUCAAAACAUAACGAAAGGAAUGACCAUUCCAGUGACUCAAGUAAUGAAGAAUAUGAUGAAGAGUUCAAAAAAGUUAAUUCAAUUUUGGAAAACGGACAUAAUUUGGAAAUGACUAAAAAUACAUACAACCAUUCAUUCAUCCAGCCACACAAUCAUACUAGUAGAAUAAUGACAGAAAAUUCAAAGAUUACCAAGGAAUUGCUUUCUUAUAGCAAAUUUUUUCUGGUCAUCGUUACCCUAUCACGUGCCAUAAACAUACAUUUAAUAAAUAAAAAAAAAUCAUUUGCAAGAAUUUUAACUAUAUUGCAGACAUACAAAAAUAUAAUUCAAGAUUUUCCCGAAGAUCUUUGGUCUCCGGAGAACGAGAUAAUUAAUAUUGUUCUUUCUUCCUUAUACAAAAUAGCCUCUAUGUUUAAAAGGAAAUUAUUUGUUCAGGAUGAAAAUAUUUUCGAAGAAACCAACUCAUACAAUAAGUUUGUUUAUUUAUCGAGCUACGCUUGGGAUAUUAUUUCACUUCUGGAAGAAAAGUUGCAGAACAAAAGAGGCACUUUCAAUAAGGCCUUUGUUCAAGCGAGACAGAGGAUCAACAGAAUCAGGUUUAUUAAGAAAAGAAGGAAAAAUAUCUUAGCCUUGAAAAAUCCCAAAUUAUUUACCUUAAAUAAAUUAAAAAGGAGAGAGAAAAAAAGAAUGGAAAAGAAGAAGAACAAAAUGGAUUUUUAG
Plasmodium gonderi is the source of this 13020-nucleotide messenger RNA. RefSeq lists its product as hypothetical. The record is from RefSeq and is a predicted model, not a curated record. Lineage: Eukaryota; Apicomplexa; Aconoidasida; Haemosporida; Plasmodiidae. The transcript has 4 exons. The coding region runs from base 1 to 13020 and encodes 4339 amino acids. Gene Ontology annotation, cellular component: small-subunit processome; nucleolus; 90S preribosome.